Postia placenta MAD-698-R-SB12 is the source of this 537-nucleotide messenger RNA. RefSeq lists its product as hypothetical. The record is from RefSeq and is a predicted model, not a curated record. Gene Ontology annotation, molecular function: guanyl-nucleotide exchange factor activity; small GTPase binding. Gene Ontology annotation, biological process: protein import into nucleus. The transcript has 3 exons. Gene Ontology annotation, cellular component: nucleus. Bases 1 to 537 code for a protein of 178 amino acids. NCBI's taxonomy places the organism in Eukaryota, Fungi, Basidiomycota, Agaricomycetes, Polyporales, Adustoporiaceae.
AUGUCUACUGCAGUGAGAGAGCUGUUCGGUGGUGCUAUCGUCGCUACAUUGCCUGUUGGCCUGAUUGACGCAUCGGAUCUGCGUCAAGUUCCCGAUACUCAAGAGGUCCUAUUGUAUCCAGACUCACAAAUCAGCAUUGUACUGGAGAUUCUAGAGAGCGUAGAUGCUACAGAAUUUACUGACAUCGCUAAGUUCCACUUUGACUCGCUAGCACACGACAACGAUGCCGAAGAAAAUACAGUGCUCGACGUUACUCAAGUGCUGGAGGACAGCAACUCCGCGAACCUUGCGUUCACAAUCUUAUCGGGGACGCAGCUUGUGCGCAAAUUUAACACCACCCAACCCGACGAAAUACACAUCCUCAUGGCGGUAUAUCGGAUCAAGGAUCAUAAUGUUGACCUGGUGCUGACGAUGAAUGUUCCAACUCGAACCACGGAUGGAGCUGGUGUGGACGAGGCCGGUUUGACGUCCGCUCGAAGCACAUUCGAGCUCGCAGCACGAUCGUUGCGGAUAGUCAAUUAUGGUUUGUUCGCGUAA